This is a messenger RNA of Brugia malayi, 900 nucleotides long. RefSeq lists its product as uncharacterized. The transcript is spliced from 9 exons. NCBI's taxonomy places the organism in Eukaryota, Metazoa, Nematoda, Chromadorea, Rhabditida, Onchocercidae. Bases 1 to 900 code for a protein of 299 amino acids. Gene Ontology annotation, biological process: mitochondrial respiratory chain complex I assembly. The record is from RefSeq and is a predicted model, not a curated record. Gene Ontology annotation, cellular component: mitochondrion.
AUGAAGAAGAUUUGGAAGUCAGUUUUACGCACGAUGAAAAACCGGAAUUAUCAGCAAAAAGCAAUUAAAUAUGCUGAAGAUAUGGAGAAAACUGAGGCCGUUCAUCGAGCGCCUCGGCAUCCGACGGAGCAGAAAUAUUUCCAAAAAGUCCAAGCCGACGAAAAAAUUACACAGGAAAUAAAAAGAAGGAACAAUAUUUUAAUAGACAAUAUGAACAAAAUUACAGUAACUUCUUCGGAACCAGAAAGUCGUUGGACAACAACAAAAGAAUUACAGUCAAAAGACACGGAGUGGGUUCAUAGGAAUGACCAAAUAUGGGAAUUUGGAUUUUAUGAGCCUCCACCAGAAAAAGUACCCAAGGGAAAAUUGAUGUUUCGAGAAGCUAUUGAGAUCCUGCGAACACAAUGUGACAGAGAUUUCGUAUUAAAAUUGAAUGAAGAACGCAGAGAUAUUUUACUGCCUCAGAUCCUAGAAAGUUUAGAAAAACAUCCCGGCAUGCAGAGGAUUGGUAAUGAAUCUUUUAACACAAUUUGGCAGUAUUUUAGACCAUUCGAGCGGAAGGAACAACAAUAUGUUGUAAAAAGGAAAGAUAUAGAUGAGCUUCGCGAUAUAAUGUUGGGUUUCGACAAAGAACGCAGAGUGCCAUCGUUGGAAAGUUUGAAAAGAAAACAGGAGCAGGAGCUUGAGGAUGAAUUUCAUUUUCGUUUGGAAGAAGGUUUAUUGGAUGAAGGUGAAAAAGAAAGGAUGGAAAGAUUAGAAAAAAUGAAGGAAUUAAAGGCAAAAGACGAUGUGCGACUUUCACAAGAACUAAAAAAGCUUGGUCUUGUGAAUGAAAAUAAAGAGCCGGAUAAGGCAGUUAAGGACGAUACAGAAAUACGACGUUUGGAACAAGCGAAAUGA